AUGAACGGAGCUACGCAGACGUUCCGGAGACCAUCUGUUGCUACCAAUCCUUCCCAUAAUCGAGAGAAUGCGCAACAGGCCCAGUCAAACACCUCCAAUUCUUCCAGUGCUGCCUAUAUCCCACCCCACCUCAGCUCCAAUUACCCGUCGGCGCGUAGUGGAAACGAUAAUACCUAUUCCAAGGAACAGCUUUUGAAUCUUUAUAAGAACCACCGAGGGUCGAAGGACUGGGGGAAAUCAAUCACUGGUUAUUUCAUGGGCGACUGGGACCCCCGCAGUGAACGCCCAUCCACAAACGGAAGUUGGGGCAAGCAAGAUGACUCCAAAGAUAAUACUACUGCAAAUCCGGAGGUCUGCUGGGACCAUAAGGGCCAAAGUGAACCUCUAGGCCUAUUGGAUAUGAAUGAUGAGGAGAAAGAAUUGUUUUCCACCUCUGUCAACUCGCCUCUCAAACCCCCACCGCAAAAUUCCAACAAGGACGGCUCUUCAUCUGUCGGAACGAUUGGUCGCAAGUCGUCCAUCUCUCAUGGCCACAUGAAUUCCUUCAAUUCUACUUCUCCAGCUUCCGCCCGGAAUGUGCCUCGCAGGCGGGGGACGGGAGAUUCUGGAAAUCCAAUGUCACCCACCAACUCCCGCUUUUUCCGUGACGAACCAAACACCGCGACCCCGCCUCCAGCUAUUCUGCGUCGAAAGACCGAUAUCAAGGACUCUUCAGGCGACUCGAAGUGGGAGGAUAAGGACAAGAGUUUUGCGGAACGAGACUCUUCAUUCGACAUCAGCUCCCCGUUUGGGUCUCUCAAACGUAGCACUACCAACCCAGUCGGCGCCGUUGGAUCCAACUCUCCGUGGUCGUCUAACCAGGGGUCUGCCUUUGGUUCCAUGGGAGUAGGGGCAUUUGGUAAUUUUGCUCUUGGCAAUGUUGGUUCCCAAGGCGGCACAGACAAGAAACCAGGCUUUGGGAGCGUACGCAGCGAAAGCCGGUUCAAAAACCUGCUUUCCAAGUCAAGCUCUGAAGAUAUCGCUAGUAGUGGUAACAACAAGGACAAAUCGUCGUCUGGUACCGGUCUUGAUCGCCUACCCGAAGCCGAGGACGACGCUCCCCGAGAUUCUGCUGAAGAAGCUCUCAGGAACCGCCCUUCUCGCAGCGAGACUAACCCCUUUGAUGAACGCCGCAGCGGUAGCGCGGCCCUAGGAGGUCAGGAGAUAGGAGGCAUCGACCAAUUCGGGCUCUCCUCGUUUGGGAUGCCGGGCGGCACAUCCGCUCUUCGUGAUCUAGUUGCGUCAUCUCAACCCCCCAGCCAUGCGCAUCAUGAACCCAUGAGCCCAACGCAUACUAACCCUUAUCAGAGUCCGCGUGGCGAUCGAACUGCCGAUAAUGGUGUUGUUGGCACUGGAGAUGCCGAUAAUGAAGGCUCUGAUAUCCAGCAACACGCGCGUCUUCCAAACAUUGGCGACCUGCGCGAUGACUCUGCUCAUGGCUCCUUUGGAUCCAUGUCGCGGUCCGGAAUGAUUUCUGACAUUCCUGCUGCCGACCGCAGUCAGACUUCAAGUGUAGGUGCUAAUAGGGGCUUCCCGGGACUUGGAGGACUGGGAGGGCUCGGUUCACUAGGUAACUCCGGCGGAUGGCCUACCACGAGCGCCACUGGCACGCCAACGCGAGAAAGAACUGCCUUCGGCUUUGGUGACCCGAUAUUCGGCCCCAUGUCUGAGCUGCAAUCUCCAAGUAACUCUGCUCUCGGAGGAGGGGGCCUCUUUGGCUCUCAAACUAGUCUCUCAAACAUGGGUGGUGGCCCCCGUCCUAGUAAACUGGGCUCUCUCUUCCCGCCUGCCAUGCAGGAGCAAAUGCGCAACGAACAGUCUCACUCCAAGGACGAGCCUGGCAAGCCGCAAGAUCCCUUCAUGUCUCUAGAGAAUCCAGUAAGCUUACCACAUCCAUCUACCACGACUUCGCAUACUCCUACAGUCACCGCCGGUGGAACUAUCACCAUUCCGCCCGGCCCAGGGUUACUAGAUAAUGGCAACGGUAACCAAUAUGGUGCGUCUGCCUCCAACCAGCUUCCACCAGCCCAGCAACGACAAAUGGUGAUGCCGGACCGUAUGCGCUGGAUCUAUCGGGAUCCCCAGGGUAACACUCAGGGACCGUGGUCUGGCCUUGAAAUGCACGACUGGUUCAAAGCUGGCUUCUUUACCGCAGAACUACAGGUUAAGAAGCUCGAGGAUGCAGAAUAUGAGCCUCUCGCCCAGCUUGUCCGACGUAUUGGCAACUCUCGCGAGCCGUUCCUUGUCCCUCAAAUUGGUGUACCGCAUGGUCCCCCAAUGAACCAGCCAGGACCAUGGGGGAACUCUUCACAGUCGCAGACUGGGGCAGUUCAGCCUCCGUUUGCCAACAGUUUCCCCAGCUUUGGUACCACUCUUACUGCUGAACAGCAAAAUGCAUUGGAACGCAGAAAGCAGGAAGAGCAGUACCUUAUGGCCAGACAAAAGGAACACCUUGCUCAGCAGCAAGCUCUUAUGAAGAUGCAGCAGAUCCAGGGCCCAGCUCACCCUAUCAACCCACAGCUUCAGCACCAUUCUAGUGCUCAUAGUCUUCAAAGCCAGCCCAGCUUUGGUAGCAUUACUUCUCCUGCAGCUUUUCAACCCACACCUAUGCAAGCUCCUAUCCAACCUCCCCACUCCGUUCCGGCUUUUUUCGAGGGGCCCAUGAGACAGAAUACCGGCCCUCCGGGGCCCCAAGGCGGCGCGCCGGAUUUCGGCACAGGACAGGAUGAAUUACCUGCCUUGCUAGAUAGAAUGAAUGUUAACAGGGGAGCUGGUCAGUUUGGUUACAACAACACCGGAGCUUUUCCUCCAACACCACAGGACCCUCAAGCUCAGGCACAUAAUCAGGCUGUUACCACCAUGCUACAGGACCGCAGCCGAUUGCAGCAGGAACAAGAGAACUUCAAUAAGGCCCAUCCAGAGUCCAUUUUUGACCAGCAGGCUAGAGAGGAGCGUGUUCGUCAGUUUCAUGCAUUGAGAAUUGCCGAUGAGGACAUUCCUGUUCGCCGUUCUGAGGAGCCAGCCAAUCAUCGAGAGCCCAGCCAAGAACAACAGAGGCCACUACAGGAACGAUCCCCAGCUUCCAAAGAUCAGACUCCUUUCCAGCAAAAUAACGAACAGGAGCUCACCCUUACCCAGCAAGUGCAAAAUGCUGCAUCGGCACAGAGACUUCAACAGCAGCAACAGCAACAGUUAGCUUCAUCUGAAGUUGAAUCUCCAUGGACAAAGGUUGAUACUGGACUCCCACAGCCAUUCCCACCUCCACCUUCACAGUCUCCGCUCCCAGCUCCAGCUGCCCAGCGCAACCGUCAGCACGUAGCAGAUAACCUUGCGGCUGAAACACGUUCGCAGACCCAGACACCAAAUGAAGUGCAUGCCACCUCCAUCGCACCGUGGGCUAAGGAGCACACUGAACCAUCCAAGGGUCCAUCUCUUCGUGAGAUCCAGGAGGCUGAAGCCCGCAAGGUUGCAAGGCUCGAAGAACUUGCCGUCUCUGCCCGUCGUGCGCUGGCUGAACAGGAACGCGCCAACCCACCACCAGCCCCUGCUCCAGGUCUUCCAUCAACUGCCAACUGGGCUCGUAGUGGAAAUGCCAAUUCCUCUGCAGAUACAUCCGCCUGGUCUAAGCCAGCUGGCGGUAAGAAUGCAGGAGUACCCGCCAAUACUGCACCAAAGAAGACCCUAGCCCAGAUCCAGAAGGAAGAAGAGGCCCGUAAGCAGCGUGCUGCAGCCGCUGCCGCCGCUGCGUCCGCUGCGAACUCUCUCGGAACCCCAGCUGGAAAACGUUAUGCAGAGCUUGCAAGCAAGAUGACUGCCCAGCAACCUACCGCAGCUGCCCCUAGCGGCGCCUGGACUACAGUAGGAGCUAGCGGAAAGGCUAAAGCAGCUCCCGUUUCUACUGCUGUUAACGCCCGUAACGUUCCCGGUCUUACUCCCAGCCCGACCCCUGCAACCAAGCCUAAGACUAUCAUGACCCGAAAUGUCAGCAUGGGCAAUUCUGCUGCAACUACAGCCAACCGUCCUACCGAAGAGCUGGCUAAAUGGGCCAAGAAUGCUCUCGAGAAGGGCUUGAACAGCUCUAUCAAUGUCGACGACUUUGUACAACAGCUUCUUUUCUUGCCUGCAGAGUCGGAAAUCAUCUCGGAUUCCGUGUAUGCCAAUUCGCAGACUCUUGACGGACGCCGAUUUGCCGAAGAGUUCAUCAGACGCCGCAAGCUGGCUGACAAGGGUAUCAUCGAUACCGCUUCUUCCGGAGCCUUCGGAUCGCCUGCCGAAUCAAAGAAUUCAUCAGACGGCUGGAACGAAGUCGCCAAGAAGGGAAAUGCAGCUGCAAGCCGCGAGGAUCAGGCGACCAGCAAUGCAUCCUUUAAGGUCGUAUCCAAGAAGAAGGGCAAGCGAUGA
Messenger RNA from Trichophyton benhamiae CBS 112371, 4440 nucleotides. RefSeq lists its product as uncharacterized. The transcript has 4 exons. The coding region runs from base 1 to 4440 and encodes 1479 amino acids. NCBI's taxonomy places the organism in Eukaryota, Fungi, Ascomycota, Eurotiomycetes, Onygenales, Arthrodermataceae. The record is from RefSeq and is a predicted model, not a curated record. Gene Ontology annotation, molecular function: protein binding.